Messenger RNA from Corylus avellana, 1146 nucleotides. The record is from RefSeq and is a predicted model, not a curated record. Lineage: Eukaryota; Viridiplantae; Streptophyta; Magnoliopsida; Fagales; Betulaceae.
CCAGUCCCCUCUGUUUUGAGAAACUUGUAGACCUUUCUCAGUUUCUCUCAUAUUUGGCUCUUCUGCAACGUAGAGGUUGAGAUUUACAGAGACAAACAAACAGCGAAGAUGGAAGCUAACAGCAAGAAAGAGCAAAUCGUGGAUGUGAGGUCGGUGGUCGAAGCUGUCUCCGCAGACGACGGCGACGCCCCUCUUUACAAAGUCGAAAGCCUCUGUAUGCGUUGCGGCGAAAACGGGAUAACAAAGUUCUUGUUGACUUUUAUUCCCCAUUUUCGAAAGAUCUUGUUGUCAGCCUUUGAGUGUCCACAUUGUGGUGAGAGGAAUAAUGAAGUUCAGUUUGCUGGUGAGAUUCAAGCCCGGGGAUGUUGCUACCAUCUGCAGGUCCCUUCAGGUGAUCCAAAGAUGCUUGACCGUCAAGUAGUGAAGUCUGAGUCUGCAACUAUUAAGAUUCCUGAAUUGGAUUUUGAAAUUCCUCCCGAGGCUCAGCGUGGAUCUCUGUCAACAGUGGAAGGGAUACUAGUACGAGCUGUAGAUGAGCUGCAGGCCCUUCAAGAAGAACGCAAGAAAGUGAAUCCUCAAACUGCUGAAGCGAUAGACCAGUUUUUGUUGAAACUGAAAGCUUGUGCAACUGGAGAUUCAUCCUUCUCCUUCAUCCUGGAUGAUCCUUCUGGAAACAGCUUCAUUGAGAACCCGUUUUCUCCAGCCCUGGAUCCAUCCUUGAUAAUCAAGUUCUAUGAGCGAACUCCAGAGCAACAAGCAUCACUGGGGUAUCUUGCGGACCCUUCACAGUCAGGAGACCACUGUGGUGGACCAUCAACAGAGGAAACAAGUGGUGCUUCCGAUGAAGUCAGAAGAGAACCACACGGCUCAGUUGGGGCAACAGCUGCUCAUCGGGCCAUCGCUCAGAGUAAUAGUGCAGAUAUUGUGGAAACUGUGUUUCGGUACUCUGCACCAGAAGAAGUGAUGACUUUUCCAUCAACAUGUGGAACUUGUGCCUCCAAGUGUGAGACGCGAAUGUUUGUUACCAGUAUCCUUGUUACUUCAUUUGACUUUCCUAGCUAUAUUUUGAUGUUUUUCCUCAGUCAGACAUUUCCUGAGAAUUCAUGUUUGGUAGGAAUACCUUCAUCUAUGUCAUUAUACAGCUAA